CUGGUUGCACCUUUCUCUGAACUGUACGCACUAUCAUGUCUAGUUUCAGCCGCCCCAGCUCGGUAUCUCGGUCAGAAGAGCUCUGCGAACCUCCAAAGCCAUGGUGCCUCCUGACUUCUGCUAGUACCCCGGCUCGUUCACUCUUCCAAGCUGCCUUGAUGGAACCAGACACACUAUCGACGAGUCUUGAAUUUCGCCUUGCCCAUGUCUGGGGUCAAAGAGGAUUCAAGAUAGAUCUGAAGUCUCCGAACAACAUCUUCUAUCUUCGAAUCGAUAUACUACAUAACUUUCGUGACAAAGAUUGGACCUUCCUCCCGAACAUCGAUUGGACCUUCCUCCCGAACAUAUCCUCCGAGAGAUACACAUCAGCGUGACCACCGAAUGCAGGCGGAGUCGGCCUAAAUGGUCAAACUGGACAAAGCUCUAUAAGCCCAUGAUCCGCGACUUCCAAUUCAUACCCAUCAACUACCUGUCAGACUCGCAUUCCAUAGUGCGGCACCAUCAUCCCCUUUCAUUCAACUGUGUCGAAUAUCAGGCACCUUUUGACACUAUUCCUCCUCUGCGCUCCCACGUGCAUCCAUAUCUUGCUAUCUGCAAUGCUGUUUCGAAGCUCGCUCGUAGUGACAUGGACGACCUGCCUGUGCAUGUUCACGAGCAUGUCGCUCUCGCGCGGGAGAUAUGGGAGUGCUGGAUGCGGGCGGCAGUUCCUAGACUGGCAAUCAAUGUGGGACACGUUCGAGCUUCUCAUCAGGCCACUUUAGAAGGCACAGACCUCAUUUCCUUUGUUCCAGAAUCGUCGGCCUCAGCAUCAUCUACCCGAUCCUCUUCGAAGGUCUUGUCCGAUGAUUCGUCAGUGUCAGCGACUUCCGCCGAAUCUUGUCCCUUGCUUGAGCCACACCGCUACUGCGCACUCGAUAGAUUCUACCCCUUCUACGCAAAACCACGCCGUGAUCCUCCUGUCCCUAGAUCGGCCUUCAUUCACGCUCAGUCUUUUGACUAUCGUUCCGAACCUCAAACAGAAUCCAACGCUUCUCAAUCACGCAAACCUCUAGGCAUCCCUUCUUCAGGCGAGUUCCACUGGUGGCCCGACGAACAAAUCACUCGCUCUUGCGUCUCAUCCGCUUCCGAGGGCAUCUGGUAUACGCGUUGUGGCAAGCGAGAGUUCAUCCACGAUGACUACAUCUGCACUAAGAACGACGGUAGCGUCAAUUCAUACAACACGAAUAUCUCAAAACCAGACCCUUAUCUAGCCUUCCGGCCUGAUUAUCACGAGUUGGCACAAGCGAAGAAGCUAAGAGAUGCUGAGAGGCAAAGGAAGAGGGAGCAAGACCGUUUGCAAGAGGUUGAUAUCGUCACCUGGACACGGACUUGGAUACGUGCCGUCAAACCCACAAAGCCGCUAGGACCCAAGGCAAACUCUACUUCGCGCAAUUAUUCUGCAGAGCCCUCAGCGCAGCCGCCUCACUCCUCGCACCACUCUUGGCGUCCAGAUUCUUUGCCUCUCUGGCCUACGUGGACUCUAACCUACCGAUCUGAACAGGUGGCGGUAGAGCUCAGCAAGCGGCCGAAAAAGAUGCUAGCCCCAGCCUCAGAGGACCGACCAGCGAAGCGACGAAGGAUAUAA
This is a messenger RNA of Stereum hirsutum FP-91666 SS1, 1624 nucleotides long. RefSeq lists its product as uncharacterized. The transcript has 4 exons. Lineage: Eukaryota; Fungi; Basidiomycota; Agaricomycetes; Russulales; Stereaceae. The coding region runs from base 434 to 1624 and encodes 396 amino acids. The record is from RefSeq and is a predicted model, not a curated record.